This is a messenger RNA of Haliotis rufescens (red abalone), 738 nucleotides long. RefSeq lists its product as uncharacterized. Bases 1 to 738 code for a protein of 245 amino acids. NCBI's taxonomy places the organism in Eukaryota, Metazoa, Mollusca, Gastropoda, Lepetellida, Haliotidae. The record is from RefSeq and is a predicted model, not a curated record. The transcript has a single exon.
AUGGGGUUUCGGAAAAACGGGGUCAGGACAGUGGAGGUUCGGAAUAACGGGGUCAGGACAGUGGAGGUUCGGAAAAACGGGGUCAGGACAGUGGAGUUUCGGAAUAACGGGGUCAGGACAGUGGAGUUCCGGAAUAACGGGGUCAGGACAUUGGAGGUUCGGAAUAACGGGGUCAGGACAGUGGAGUUUCGGAAUAACGGGGUCAGGACAAUGGGGUUUCGGAAAAACGGGGUCAGGACAGUGGAGGUUCGGAAUAACGGGGUCAGGACAUUGGAGUUUCGGAAUAACGGGGUCAGGACAGUGGAGGCUCGGUAUAACUGGGUCAGGACAUUGGAGGUUCGGAAUAACAGGGUCAGGACAGUGGAGGUUCGGAAUAACGGGGUCAGGGCAGUGGAGGUUCGGAAAAACGGGGUCAGGACAGUGGAGUUUCGGAAUAACGGGGUCAGGACAGUGGAGGUUCGGAAUAACGGGGUCAGGACAGUGGAGGUUCGGAAAAACGGGGUCAGGACAGUGGAGGUUCGGAAUAACGGGGUCAGGACAUUGGAGGUUCGGAAUAACGGGGUCAGGACAGUGGAGGUUCGGAAUAACGGGGUCAGGACAGUGGAGUUUCGGAAUAACGGGGUCAGGACAGUGGAGGUUCGGAAUAACGGGGUCAGGACAGUGGAGGUUCGGAAUAACGGGUUCAGGACAGUCGAGGUUCGGAAUAACGGGGUCAGGACAGUGGCGGUUUCACUGUAA